CAACACACAGUCUAACACUUGCUACAAGUACAAGAGUCUGGCUGACAUCAAGUCAUCGGCCCUGUCUGGAGAUUUAGAGCGUGUCAACUUAUUUGCUGUUGUUCACCAAAUACCUAAGGAGCUAACUAAAACAUCCUCUGGAAAGUUCACCAAAAUAUGUAAGAUAAUUGAUGAGAGUCUGGGGAACAGGAACUUUAAUCUCCAUUUCUUUGUACCUGAUGAUGUACUUAUCAAACAGAUUGAGAUAGGAGACAUUUUAAGGCUUCACAGAGUCAAGAUGGAGCUGUUCAAUGAUGAUGUCGAUGGAAGAAUAUUUAGCAAUAACGACAUUGUUUUAUUGAAGGGAAAGGCCAUAGAUUGUCCUGUACACUGCACUAAAAAUUUACAGUUCCCAGAAGCAGAACAGAAGAAGGCUUCAACCUUGAUGACGUGGUACAAGGAGAAGUUCUUGGUUUCACAGGAGAAUGAGGUCACUUUGCUUGCUGACAUCACUGAAGAGGGAAAAUAUCAAGUCUAUUGUCAGGUAGUCUCAAAACCAGUUGUGGACAGUAAAAAAGUGAUAUUACGGGUGACUGAUGGCUCAGUGUUGACUGGGUUAAAUUGCUGCCCAUCCUCUUCAGGGGCUGUCUCUCCUCCAAGCCACACAGUCACUGAAAUCCAUGUCUUUAGGCAAAAUGAUGCCUAUGCUUUGCUGAAGGCUGGAACGUUUGUCUUGUUACCAGAAGUAAAGGCAACCAGGUUUGAUGCUCUGAGACUUUUGAUUAACACUCCUACAUUUAAGGUAUUGGAUGAUCAAAAUGAAAAAGUUGCUGAAAUCAAAAGGAGAAUAUCUGCGUUGGAGAAGAAAACAGAAAACCCUGAUGAUAGAGUGCACAACGCAGAGGUCACCAAAAGUCCUGUGAAGGUAAAACACAACAAUAAAGCUGUAAACAACAACUCUCCUGACAAUGAAACGGAUCAGUCUUAUGUCACUAGAAGUAAACAAAUAAAUGGUAUCAAAGAAAAACAAUUAAAAUUUUCCUCUUGUGUCAGUAAAUCCUGCAUUAACCGUAGAGAAAUUGAUUCAAAAAAGGGGAAAGACAGCACAGAAAUCGAGAACAUCACAGUGACUACAGUUGCAAAACGAAGAACUUUAUUUAAUCCAAACUGUGUAUAUUUAAGUGAUGCAACCUCUGAAGCAAGUGAAGUUGUGGUGGAAAACACUCUUAGAAAUAACAAAGACCCGUCUGAUGAAGUACAACCUAGCUUUGGAGAUCUCUUACAGUUGGUGAAAAAUAAGUAUUGUUCACCAAGGAAAACGUCGUACCAAAACUCCCCCAAAACCUCACCUUCUAUAGAGCAGACAAAUGUCAAAAUAAAUGACCAAAGGGGAAAUCGUUGA
This is a messenger RNA of Homalodisca vitripennis (glassy-winged sharpshooter), 1381 nucleotides long. RefSeq lists its product as uncharacterized. Lineage: Eukaryota; Metazoa; Arthropoda; Insecta; Hemiptera; Cicadellidae. The record is from RefSeq and is a predicted model, not a curated record. The coding region runs from base 278 to 1381 and encodes 367 amino acids. The transcript has 8 exons.